This is a messenger RNA of Xenia sp. Carnegie-2017, 1215 nucleotides long. RefSeq lists its product as uncharacterized. The transcript is spliced from 4 exons. NCBI's taxonomy places the organism in Eukaryota, Metazoa, Cnidaria, Anthozoa, Malacalcyonacea, Xeniidae. The record is from RefSeq and is a predicted model, not a curated record. The coding region runs from base 184 to 1215 and encodes 343 amino acids.
AAGCGACAACGACAACAAACUUCCUCGUGCCAUUCCCUUACACGGUCAAACUUCGUACUCGGUGUCGUGGUCGUACUCUUGCUAAAGCUCAUUUAUAGUAAAUGGGAGAGUGAAUACAUGAUGUAUUCUCUUGACGAAAUAGCUUCAUACACAAAUGAUUAACACUAAUUGAGACAAGCAGUCAUGGAUUUUAAGAAUUUGAUGAACUUAGCUUCAAGCAAUCAGAUUAAUGCCACCUCUCAGAUUAGCAAGAAGAAGUCAAGAGUUGAUGGUUCAGUUAAGGUGUCGAAUGAUGCUGUGAAAGCUUUCGUAGCUCGUCAGAAUAAGGAGAAAGUAAAGCAGAAAGAACUGGAAGAAGCUGCGAAGAGAGCGAGAAUCAGCGCAAGACUCAAUAGCGCAAAACAAAUAGGAAAUUGCACCUCUAAAACUCCGUCUAAUGAGACUAAAAAGCAUCAAGUUGCAAAAAGUGAAACAAAGCAAACUUUGAAAAAUAUUGUUACUGUUUCGCCUAGCAAUUGCCCAAGUUCAUCGUCAAUUAUUUCUACAUCACGUGGUGAAGUUAAUAAAGAACGAAGCGUUCAGAAAAACAAACAUAAGAAGAAAACAGAAAUUGAUUCGAAACAUGUUAAAACUGCUGUUAAUAAAUCAAAAAAAUGUACACCUGCGUCAAAGAUGAGUUUCGAAGAGUUGAUGAACUUGGCUAAAAAGCGAACAGAUAACUCCGAAUCUUUUCAUGACAUUCGUAGCACAAAUUUGAGGCAUACUGAAGAUGUUUCACGCACUGGAACAACGAAUUUGGAUAAAAAAACAGUAAAAACAUCAAAGAGUAAUUUUGUUGAUACAAAACGAUCUUCAGGGCGAACGGCUAAUGCGUUUGUUGAAAAGAAAAUCCAGUCGGGAUCAGGGGAUCGGAAGCCAUCGGUUGUAAACAAUGUUAGUGCUAAAAAGCUUGCAAAAGCUGUGGGUAAUGCAAAUGACAAACCGAAAGUAAUGACAAUUGAGCGGCGAACAAUUUCUCAAAAGGAAUACGGCUGUUCAACAUCUAGCAGAUAUCUUGGUAGUUCAAAUGAAUUUUUUCGACGUAAAAGACGUUUAAAAGAAUGCGAGGAGGAUGAUAUUGACGAUAUGGAUGAAUUUAUCGAUGAUAGCGAGGACGCACCUGAGACAGUUUCGAAUUAUAUUCGAGAGAUAUUUGGAUAUGACAGAAACAAGUAA